Dermacentor albipictus is the source of this 4847-nucleotide messenger RNA. The record is from RefSeq and is a predicted model, not a curated record. Lineage: Eukaryota; Metazoa; Arthropoda; Arachnida; Ixodida; Ixodidae.
GGUCGUGCUGGGCGCGUACAUCGACGGCUUCUGGAGCCCUUGGCACGACAUGGCCGUCGUGUGGCUGCGGCUGGCGCAGGGAUUCCUGUUCCCCCUCGUGCUGUGCGUCACGGACCGCCACCACUGGUCGGCGCUCAAGAAGACCCUUCAGCGACGGUCUGCGUCGGCAGACUUCACCGGGGGUGACGAGAACCGGUACCGGCUGUACACCGGCGACGCCAAGAGCUACAUCAAGCACCUGGGUCCCGUGGCGCCCAUAGGCAUCGUCACAAACUACAAGCGUUCGUCGACCAACUAUGGCCGCGUGUCCAAGACCCGUCCCGGCCGCUCCAGCUCUUCGAGGGGCAGCGACCGGCCCCGGAUUCCGGGUCUGCCGCCGCCCAAUUACCUGGUGCAGGGCAUCUACAACGUCGACUGCAUGAUCGACAAGGCGGCGUACCUGCGAAGCUGCGCCGUCCAGAUGCAGCAUCAGCAGCACUUGCAACAGCAGCACCUGCAGCAGCAGCAGCAUCAACUGCAUGCGCCCGGCAGUCCGGGGUCUCCGCUAAAGCGGCCCCUGGAAGACGCCGGAAGCUGCUGCUCCAUCGACUCGGCGGUCAAGGUGCACAUCCCGGCCGUCGACUACGACUCCGAGAAGUCGCGGCCCGACGAGAACGAGCGACGCCACCAGGCGGCCGUCUUGACGCCGCAGGACCUGCCGGCGUGGAUACAGCAGGCCCAGGAAGAGGACCACAUCUACGCGACGCUGUCGGACACGCUCAGUCUCAGGUCCACCGUUGCCGGAGAGAGCUGUGCCACGCUCAGUGCUCCCGAGGAAGAAUCCGACUCGGAUGACGCCGGCUCGUUCACGACGGACGCCAACGACGACUUCGAGUUUCACGACACCCGGCCUUGCGGCGGCGAGGUGCGCAUGCGGCCUUCGACCGGCUCGGACGUCGCGUACGCCACGUACGGCGUGGUCCAACACCACCAUUCGACCGAGGAUGGCGGCGGCUAUGGCCGCAUCCAGAAGCCCGUCGACCCGCCCCCGUACCAGGAGUCCUGCAGUAUCGCCGGCUCUCGUAACGCCUCGUAUUCCAUGAACGACCUCGACCUCAUCGACAAGAUGGAAGACGGUGACGACGACCAGACGGAAGACGGAUUCCGUGCGCCGUGGCGACAACCCAGGAGCGAGUCCCUCAUGUCACUGUACAAUCCUCCCGCUGAACAGGAACCCCAAGUCGUGGCCGAGGAUGUCCUGGUCAAGGAUCCAGCGGUUACGAGCGACCCUUACAGUCUGGGCCAGAAGGUCAUGGAGGCCAUCAUGAAGAACGGACGCUCGUCGUUCGUCAUCCGCCGAAACUACGUGCGCAAGGCCAAAAAGAGGAUCGGCCUCAAGAAGCACAAGCUCGUUUUCGACUGCGAAGGCAUCGACGACGGUUUCAUGGCCGUUCGUAGGUUCCCUUUCCAGCAGUCCCGGCUGGGCGGCAUCAACGCCAUCCGCAGGAUCGGCAGCCCCACGAGCCAAUGGCACGUGCCCGCGGGACCUGCCGGGAGGCUGACGGUCAUCUCCGAGUUCAUCUAGGUGUACAUAUGUUAUGACGAAGGUCUCCUUCGGGCCCUUGGAAGAAAGACGAGCGAUGAAGCGGCCACCUAUCAUGUACAUAGCGCUGCUCUUAUGGCUGUCGAAAAAGUGUCAAACAAGCACCCCCCCUCCCCGCCCCCUUCCCGGCGCUCCACGAAAUGACGUGCGCUUCAGCGCUCUCCUUGAUGGAUGAUUGAAAGCAUUGACAGAUUGACAACCUUAGGAUAUUGCGAUAGAGACAUAUCCUUGCGCCACAACUUGGAGGACGUGAGAACUGCCGUCUUCUAGAGAGACUAGAAACACCUUCAGAUGGAAGUCAAAGGUAGCGAGCAGGCUCAAGUCCGUAAGCUAUAGGGACCAGGCGCAGCAUGGCGUAGUGUUAGCCCACUCCCUUGUGUGAACUACGGACCGAAAGUAGACGCGAUCGAACUACGUUGGCCAAGACAUUGAACGUAGUUCCUUGUAAAUCGUCCUUUCCAGGUUUUUCCCUUACAUUACAGUCAUCCUCUCUCCAAGGCUACGUCAGAUCUUGCGUCAACCAGAUUGAACUUCACUGCUUCUUGCAGUAGUGGGUUGAGCAAGAUGGUAUAAUUUCCACGUAGUUCCACCAGAGAUGCAUAUUGUGAAGAGAGUGAAACAACAGACCCUUUUUCGUAGAGAAACUGCGUACAUUUUUUUUUUCCUUGACUAACCUGCCACACAAUCCCUCGUUUCAAACAGUGAACGUCUCUUCUUUAUCGGCCAAACAGCUUUCGUGUGCAGCCUUAUUCAAAUGCGAAGUGCCUUAUAUUGCACGAGAAACUUGUGAUGCUUGCACUCCACAAUUUCUCACUGGUAGCAAUGUUUAGGUCACACGUGCACGGCUUCAAGUACGGUCACACUACAGUACCAGGAAACACAAGUUUUCGUGCGCUGUCUUGAAGGCUUUUUCGGCUGCGGCACUAACGAUUUGAGGAGCUUUGCCUAUUGCAGGAUCCUUGCCAAAAAGCAAACUGCACGGACCGUUUCUUGAUGUGCUCUAGUUUUAUAAAUCUACACCUUCUAGAUCCUUUCAGUUCACCGUUCAUACGUCACACAUGGAUCUGAUGGCAUGACAAAGAACUGUGUUAUGUGGCCUUCGCCUGAAUUAACAGCGUUUCACUUAAUAUCGAGCGCAUUAUAAAAAGCCAAAACGAGCGUUUCAGUGGGCAGCUACACCUAUAAAGAUGUCCAUUAAUAACGUCGCGUUUCGAUAUGCCAUGUAGAGGACGUUAAUAAGUGUCCUUGAUUGCGCCAAACGUAAAAAUAAUAAGGGGUGUUCGCUCGUAUUAGGCCGCGCAUGCGUUGUGUCUGCCGUUUUGUUGGCGCUGCUGACAGAACCUCUCGUCGAGGCAGUUACUGCUGCAUUAAUCGUGUUAUUAUUUUUUCUUUAUAAAUCCGCUCGAUACGCCGUGGCGAGCAGCAACUAAAUGCAAAAAAAAAUUUUUUUGAGCUCCUAUCUUGUGUAACCGGGAAAAAAAAUACGUUUCUUGCUUCCUACGAGUAACAAAUUCAGCCAUCACUGUAAAUACACACAUCGUUACCUGAACAGAGCACACGCUCUGACGCCAUUUACUCAUUGCCACUCAGUGCCUGUAUGGGAAUGUACGGCAACGGCACAUGGGCACUCUCGUGCCUAUAGUAUGAAAUCGUGCCUUACGUGCGCUAGUAACCAAUCACUUGCAACGCGUUCGUUUCUGGUAUAUUGUACAAUAUGCGCGCGUUUCUGGGACUGCGCACCAGAGCGUUAGAACUAUGGCCUUGCUGGCCCGCUGAAGAACUGACGUCAUUGGACUGUACUGACCUGCUUUUGGUUGCCACUGCGCGAGGAAUAGUACAACCAAGUGACAUCACGCACAAUUAACGUCACCGCCAAAUUACCUUGAUAACCCUAAAGUUGGAUGUUCACAAAAGCGAAUCGCGCUGUCUGCUCUUUCCUGGAACGAAUGCUAGGUGAUCGUGCCUAACAGUGAAUGUGACCGUCGCGACAGCGCAGUUUUCGUUUCGCGAGCUCUUACGACGUCUCGCGUCUAAUAAACGUUCAGCUCGUGCCUUUGACUAUAUAUGCCAUAGAAAUGAGUUUGAUCAGUGAGCCUGUCGUAUACUGAGUCGACCCGUGGCAGUCCGUUGACCGGCGAUAUGUUCCCUGCCUGCCACUCAGUGCCGCUGAUAUUGGCAGCCCAUCCGCCCUCUACAGGCCUGCGGCUGUCGCGAGGGCCCCGGGAAGCAACGCGCAUGUGACAUCCCCGAGAGAAGUGCAACGCGUGGCAUCUGUACUAUCACUCAACACGGGUCAUCAUUCACCUCUGAGGUGGGUAAACUUAUCGAGAGGGUUCCCGGAAAGAUUCGGUCGUCCACCUUCUACUUGCUACUAACUUCGAGUUCGUCUUCCUUGACAGUCGAGCACCGCGAACGUCAACGUGUUUCUUUUGUUUUUAUUACUCCAAAAAAAAAGAAAAAAAAGCAGGAAAAGCAUACCCUGCCGUUCGCCCCGCGAAGUGGUCGUCUGCCGCAGCGUCGUGCCGUCUGCUAGAGGAAGCCAGACGCACCCGCGAUGACGGGUUGAUUGAACCGGCAUAGGAAAGGGCGGGCGUGUAGUUCCCCGCCGCUUCGCCGUGCGUCCAACGUGUUCACGGACGACUGCCUCGCGCCCCCGAACAAUGGUAUGCACGAGUGCUCGCCCCCCCCCCCCCCCCCCCUCUGUGUUUUGUGCGUUCAUCUCCGCGAUUGCCGGUAACCUCCUCCCCUCCACCUUCCACCCUCUGUGACUGCGCUAACGAACUGCCUGUAGGACUACAUCUCUCCUUCUCUCUCAAACACCACCGACACCCCUGUGCCUCGUGACCCAAACGCGGGUGCCUGUGUGCAGCGGAGACGACAAACGGAAGUCAGCGAGAUUCGACAGCGCGUCACGUCUCCGAGGAAGUGACGUGACGCCUUCGACCAGACGACGGCGAUACCUGCUGGCAUGAAUUUCUAAUAUAUUCUUCCGUUGCUGGUUGUCUUCGUGCUUCCUGUAUAGGCGACUAUGGUUGCGUCUUCGAUGACGCUUGUUGCUGUUUGUAGUUCUUUUUUUUUUCUUUCACUACCUUGCCAGUGCACCCGAGAUGCACGGGUGUUAUGGGUGUGCGUUUGUGCAGUGCGAGAUGAUUGACAAUGUCGUCGUUUGCGGAGUCCCCUCUGUGAGCCUUGAGAAACCAGCCGUCGACGAAGACACACUCACACAUUGUUGCCGAGACGAUGAAUAAAUGCGAUUACGUGUGAG